UGAAGAUAACUUUAAGUUGAAGGGACCAGAUUAUUAACAAUAUGCCUACGUUAUAAGUAAACUUUAAUUUAAUCAACAUUUUCUAUUGCUUUACUCUUUCUCUACUCUAUUUUACUUUUUUGACCAACUUUUUUUUUAGCUAUUACUAAAGUUCCUUUCAAGAUGGCGGGCCCCAUCCCAGCAUGCAACACUGUGUGUCGGGCUGUACCGUUAUAUUUCCUUCAAAACACAUAAUUUUUCAUCAUAAGUAUUGAAAUAUGUUUAACAACCCAGUUGUGAACAGUAUUUAUGUACAUUAUUACAUAAGCGGAACUUUUAGUCUUAUUUUUGCUUUGUAAGUUGUAUCCCAACGGUGCUUAGACAUUCAUUUUUAUACAUUCAGUGAUACAUAUUUUAGUUAAGAAAGUAAAGUUAGGUUAUCGUGUUAGUUUUUACGGCUUUCUCGAUUAUUGUUGCUGAAACUUGCAGCAGCAACAGGAGAUUAUAUUUCUGAACUGAGCGCUUCAAAGCAAAACCCGAUCCGCUGCUGUUACGUAACACUCGGUGACAUAACACUCCAGGCUAGGCCGGUCCGCCGAGGGGGGGUGAGUGCUGUGGCAACGGCCGGCCGGUCCAGCUGCACUCUCUGCGUUGUUGCCACGGGGGAGUCACCUCACAUCCACACCAGGGGCGGUUUAGCCUCCUGCAGGCCGAGAGAGAAGGGGGGCAAAGAGGAGAUGAAGGCCGAGCUCCAGGACCCGUAAGGACACAGGCGAGAUGGCAAUGCACAUUUUCAAGUGUCUGCGCCGGCCAGGGCGCUAGAGCAAACAGGUGAGUCCAGUCAUGCGUGGAUCAAACAGGUGCUGAGAGGUUAAGAAAAUAAAAGCCGGCUGACUUCUGCACUUUUUUGUGUUGUCUGGCUGAGAGGUGAGUGUGUGGGACCAUCCAGUGUUUUGACCAGAGAGUUAUGGAAUAUGAGGAUGCAGAGCUGACUCCCACUGACGCCCCCAGCAAAAAAGAUCAAAUCUAAACUGAGUCAGACAUAAAAGCUUGGAGGCUGUUUGUCCAAGAAGACCCACCUGACCCAGAUUGAAGUUAUCCCCUGCAAGAUUUGUGGCGAUAAGUCUUCUGGAGUCCAUUAUGGAGUCAUCACCUGUGAAGGCUGCAAGGGAUUUUUCCGGCGCAGUCAGCUGCCCACUGUGUCAUACUCCUGCUCCAGACAAAGCAACUGCCAGAUCGAUCGGGCCAGCCGCAACCGCUGCCAGCACUGCCGGCUGCAGAAGUGCUUGGCGCAGGGCAUGAGCAGAGACGCGGUGAAGUUUGGUCGGAUGUCCAAGCGGCAGCGUGACUCUCUGAUCGCGGAGGUGGAGCGGCACCGGCAGCAGCAGAGGCAGCAGCAGCAGCUUCAGGGAGACCACCAGGCUGCGUUGUCCUACCCCACCAAGAGCCGGCAGGACCGCUCCCCGCAGCUCCUCCAGCCCAUGCCCACCGCCUACUCCUACGCUGGAGACGCGGACCUGCUUUACGCCGCUGACGUCCACCCUUACCACAAGUGCUGCCCCAACGACUCGCAGGUUUCCGGAAUGAUUAACAGAAUCGGCUGCGUCUCUCCUAUCUCAAGGUCACAGGGAAGAGGGGACAACAGUGGACACUCUGAUGUUAGAGUAGGAUUUGAAUCCAGACAGCAGCCCCGUGAUCUGAUGGCUUUUCAUUGCUACAACGCUCAAGAGGACACCUAUGCUUUCUAUCCUCAUUCCGUUCGAAACAUCGAGGAUCUGUGUGCCAGCAUUGUGCGCUCCCACAGAGAGACCAGCCAGUACAGACUGGAGGAGCUGCAAGCUCUCAGAUGGAAACUGUUCAGCAGGGAGGAGAUCCAAGCAUACCAGAGCAAGUCUGAGGAUGAGAUGUGGCAGCACUGUGCCAUACGGCUCACUGACGCCGUGCAGUACGUGGUGGAGUUUGCGAAGCACAUCCCAGGCUUCCGUAUGCUCAGCCAGAACGACCAGAUCGCUCUCUUGAAGACAGGCUCCCUGGAGGUGGUUCUGGUCAGGAUGAGCCGCUUCUUCAACUCAGAGAACAGCACCGUGUUCUUUGAUGGGAAGUUUGCUGGACCUGAAGUCUUCAAAUCCUUGGACUGUGUAGAUUUGAUCGAGGCCGUGUUUGACUUCGCUUACGGCAUGAGCGCUUUAAAGCUCACCGAACAGCAGAUUGCACUUUUCAGCGCGCUGGUGCUGAUCAAUGCAGACCGUCCAUGCCUGGAGGACAGAGGCAGAGUUCAGCGGGUGCAAAGGAGUGUGGAGUUGGGACUCACGCACAUUUUACACAGAGACAACCAGGAAAAUCUGAUGCACAAGCUGUACCAGAGGAUGGCGGUGUUGCGCUCGCUGUGCAGCCUGCACAUGCAGAAGCUGCACUGGUUCAGCCAGCGGUAUCCCCUCACGGCUCACUCUCUGUUUCCUCCGCUCUACAAGGAGCUGUUUGCAUCCGAGGCAGAGCUGCUGCCCGUGACCCCACACUGAUCGCUCGCAAACAGUCGCAAACGCACCAGAGUGUAGGCGUGUUUUAACUCUCAACUUUCCAGCUAAAUCUAUUUUUCUAAUGACGAAAAAUACAUUUGAAAAAAGCACUGUAAUCCAAAUAUAUAUAUUUUUUUGUUGAUUAUGUCAAGCAGAAAUUGAAAUAUUUUGAUAGCUAGAACAUGAUUAUUUCAGGGAAACAGCAUGUUGAUGUAUGUGAAGAUGCUUUUUUUUUUUCCUCAAGAUGUAUUUUUGUGAUUCUGUCUGGUCGUAGCUGCCGUCUGUCUCGGGGAGUUCAUACACAGCUAUUCAAAGAAGCAGGAUGAAGGUCAGCAACAGUUGCUCCAGAAGUCCAAAAACGUUGAAAAAAAAAACGUUUCGAUUUUUUGAAAAUACGGAAAAAACGUUUGCAAACUGAGCUCAUUUUUUGUUGUCAAAAAAUAAAUCAAUAAAGUUGCAACAAACGCUUUAAACCAACUUAAAACAACCGUUUUCUCCUCUGUCAUUCAAACUAAUUACAGAAGCAUUUUAAUGUGAUUUUUUUUUUUUCAUCUUUCUUUGCUGACUUUCAUGUAAUGUGCAUCAAGGUUUCGGCAGCAGCAUUAUGAUAAUAAACACAAACCUAACCUCAGUAAACCUCAGACAUGAAGGCUUUAGCAGCAACAAACCUGCUUCUUUCUUUCUGUGUCUUUAGAGGCGUUUUUUUUUUUUCUGCUGGCUGGUGUCACAGACCAAGCAAUACAAAUCCUGUGAGAUGCAAAACUACUAAAAUAUUCCCUUUUUGUGUACCUUUCUCCGGCAAAUGUCAAGGUUUUGUUGAUGCUGAAAUACUGUGGAUUUUUGUUCUUUUCCCUUUUUUUGCCUCCAACUGUUCUGUGUUGGUUUUCAUAUCAUUGAGUAAAGUUGGAGAAAAGCUGAGCUUUUCAGCAUUAAAUACUGUCUGUCUUAAUGUAGUUAUCUCUGUGACUUGAACAAAUGAUCCCAAUUCUUGUUUGAUUCUUGAAUAAAAGCUGUGACACCAAA
Oryzias melastigma (Indian medaka) is the source of this 3518-nucleotide messenger RNA. It is a transcript of the gene rorc, whose product is annotated as RAR-related orphan receptor C. Lineage: Eukaryota; Metazoa; Chordata; Actinopteri; Beloniformes; Adrianichthyidae. Gene Ontology annotation, cellular component: nucleus. Gene Ontology annotation, molecular function: RNA polymerase II cis-regulatory region sequence-specific DNA binding; zinc ion binding; nuclear receptor activity. Gene Ontology annotation, biological process: regulation of transcription by RNA polymerase II. The record is from RefSeq and is a predicted model, not a curated record. The transcript is spliced from 13 exons. Bases 1278 to 2498 code for a protein of 406 amino acids.